ACCAUUAGCCACCUACGAUUUUACUCUGUUAUAUCAGCAAUGUACCCAAAAAGAGACUGGAGACUUUAGAGAGGCAGAUCGACUCUCGGUACAAAAACGAGUGAAAACCUAACUUUUGGAUCGUGUCGGUUGUUAACGGGCAAAAUCAAAGUUAAUUUAGAGCAAAUGGAUGAACAACUAACCGAGGCAGAGAAUGUUCCGGAAAGCUUUUCCACACCUGUCGGACGAGAACCUCGAGUAAAGACGGCUUUACAACGUAACUUUUCGGCACGGAGAUAUAUAGCUUUUUCUGUCUUCUUGGAUAUAAGUAUACCCGAGGCUGUUAGCCUUGAGGAAUUCUUCCUGCAACAUUUUCAAGAUCUCGCCUAUAAAAUAAAGAAAACAUUGAAAGAACAGAUCUCAAGUAACGGGAUUGACCCUGAGGUAAAGCAGAUAUCGUGCAAAGGCGAAACUCUACAGGUUGAACUUCUAUAUCAUCAGGAUAAUAAUUUGUUAUCCCUGAAGCAAAACUUCAAAGAAAUUUCUACCAAGAUCAAAGAAAACAUCAAGGAGAUUGGACCUUGGGGGGAGCCGAUAGAUGUACGCGUGAGGAACUCCAAACAAAUGGACCGAAAGGUGGAAGAAAUAAGGCUGAUAGAAAGAUCUUACUGUAAAAGGGAACAAGGCAUGACUGACAUGCACAAGGAGAUAAUUAAUUGUCAAAAAGAAGCUAUCGUGAAAGAUCUCGAGGUGACAAAAAUACUUAAGAAGCUUAUGACAAAGAGAAUUUUUGAUGAAAAAGAUAAAAAGGCGAUAGAAAAGAAGACUAACGACCGUCUCAGGAGUAGCAAAUUGCUGGAUAUACUACUUGAUAAAGUUCCAGAUCGAUUCAGUGACUUUGUGGACAUCUUGUGUGACGGAACUCAAAAGUUUCUUGCCAUCGGUCUCCUGAAAGAAGAGAGCAAAGAAUACCAAAAGGAGAAAGACGCAUUAUGGUCGUUCUUGAAUGAGAUGGCUGAAGCAAGAAAGGAAAUUUAUGAAAGAAAAUAUGAGCUAGAGCUGGAAUUAAAGGGUGCUCAUGAAAAGAUAGAUAUACUGAAUGAUGAUUUAAGAGCCUUGACGCAGGAAUUUGAAGAACGUGGACCCCCUGAAGAUAUACUGAACCAUGAUUUGGGAAGAGCCUUGGCGCAGGAGUUUGAAGAACGUGGACCCCCUGAAGUCCUCUCUCUAGACACAGAGUUUCCUGCCGGGGAAUCAAGUGAAAGUGGAGAGUUUUCAGGAAUACAGGACCUAGCGUCAGAUGAAGGUACAUGGGAAGAUGAUUCAGAGCUCCACGCCAGUCAGCUCGAGAAUGAAGAACGCCAACCUCCUGAAGGUGAAGAGAUAGCAGACGCCCCUCCUCUUCUCCUUCCACUACCUAUACCCCAGAUACCCAUAUCCGUAAGGGAGGAAGAGGGUAAUGACGGCGAGGUCGACCAAGUCGACGAGGUCUACGAGGGAAAUGAAGUGGAAGGGCUCGACGAGGACGACAUUUUUAAUAACAUUGAACCCGAUUUGAACAUAGAAUCCGAGUUCAACCCAGACUCGAGGAGGUGGAUGACUUUCGCAAAAGGAAAUGUCCUUAGCUAUCAAUUCGAUUUUGACCAGAGAGGUGUUUUUGCUUCUCUGGGAAGAAAAUUUUGUCAUCGUGACUGGAUGAAUCCAGCUGAUUGCAACAUUGGAAUAAAGGUUACCUGGUCUGGCCGUGGCUCAGGAAAGCCUAAGGAUUUACUAAACAGCUUUAAAGCGACCAAAAGUAAGCAAGGUCUAAGUACAAAUAACAGGAAAAAAUCUUGGUGGCAAAUUGAUUUGGGUCAAUGUUUAUUGUUACCCACAAACUACACGUUGAAGAUUGGAAAUCGGGAAAAAGGUGCACCCACCAGCUGGAAGCUGAAAGGACUCGCUGAUGGAGAAUGGAAGACAAUAAGAAGCCACAAAAACUACCAUUGGACACAAGACACAAAAACAUGGCCUCUACAAGGUUUAUGGGGACCCAUGCGUUAUUUCAAAAUAAUUCAAACAGGUGUAAAUUCUGUGGGAACACACGUAUUCUAUCUCUCUGGCUUUGAGCUGUAUGGAGUUCUAUAUGAAAUAGGACAAUGAAAGUGACAGGGGUGGAUUCUCAAGACUUACGACUAGUCGCCAGAUCUAGUCAUGCAUCUUUUACGAUUAUUCAUGCAUGUGUAACUUCAAAAAAGUGUUAGCAAUAGCCAGAUUCACCUGGUUAGUAGCCCUACUAUUAGCCCAGAGUGUAAUGUAAUAUAAAGCUACGCAGUAACAGCCCUGCGGACACCUGCACAGGAGCACAAUAAAACUCUUAUGUUAAAUGAUUAGAAUAAGGCACAUACUCUAUCAGGGAUUUAUAUUCCCUAUUCUUCCUAACUCUUGUAAUAAUGAUAAAAGAAAUUAUCCUUAUCGAUGCGUCAAAAAGGAUCUAGCUCCCAGAGAAAAAGCUAAACAAGGUGUUUAUUGGGUACACAACCAAUAAUUACAAAUAAAGCAUAUGACAUUACAGUUAUUAACAUUUAUUACCAAUAUAAACAUGUACUAGCAUGUAAUAUAGUGCUCUGAUUUUCUUCUGAGAAUGAAACAUAUCAGUUAAACACUCCGCUACGACUAAAAUAGGCGGAUUUAUCAGAGGGCACUUCAGAUAAGAAGUCCCACUGUGUAUCAUAUAAUAUACAGAUUUAGCCAAGCCUAAAAGCGGAGCUCCC
Molecule: messenger RNA, 2732 nt
Organism: Stylophora pistillata
Lineage: Eukaryota; Metazoa; Cnidaria; Anthozoa; Scleractinia; Pocilloporidae
Biological process (GO): regulation of apoptotic process
Source: RefSeq, a predicted model, not a curated record